AAAGAAAUCAAGCAGAAAAAAACAACUUAACCGCGGAAAUUAAGGAAUUAAAAAGUAAUUUAGAGCAAAAAAACCAUGAAAAGGAACAAUUAAAAAAUGAUUUAGAAAAAUUGAACGAGGCUUAUUCGAAAGCCCAAACCCAAUUAGCGGAAAAGCAAGCCGAAGUCCGAAAAUUACAAGAAUUAUAUGGAAAAGACCAAACUACGAUUACCAAGCAGCGAGCAACUAUUCAAUUACAAGAGAAAGAAAAUAAGGCGUUAAAAGCCUUAAAUAAUCAAAUUAACCAGGAAAAAAAUACUCUCCAAACGCAAUUAGAUAAUCUUCAAGAGCAAUUAACCAGAAUUAACCACGAACACCAAAAUUGCUCGCCACAAAUCCACUCGCUCCAAACCCAACUAACCCAAAUAGAGCAAAAAAAUGCUAACUUAAAAAUUUGA
Ambispora leptoticha is the source of this 437-nucleotide messenger RNA. The record is from the annotation of a GenBank genome assembly. Lineage: Eukaryota; Fungi; Glomeromycota; Glomeromycetes; Archaeosporales; Ambisporaceae.